This is a messenger RNA of Brienomyrus brachyistius, 3623 nucleotides long. It is a transcript of the gene amer2, whose product is annotated as APC membrane recruitment protein 2. The record is from RefSeq and is a predicted model, not a curated record. Gene Ontology annotation, molecular function: beta-catenin binding; phosphatidylinositol-4,5-bisphosphate binding. The coding region runs from base 225 to 1862 and encodes 545 amino acids. NCBI's taxonomy places the organism in Eukaryota, Metazoa, Chordata, Actinopteri, Osteoglossiformes, Mormyridae. The transcript has a single exon. Gene Ontology annotation, cellular component: plasma membrane. Gene Ontology annotation, biological process: regulation of canonical Wnt signaling pathway.
GAUCGAGCAGUCGGGGGGGGGGAGGAAGAGAGAGCAACACGGAGAGAAGGAGAGUUUGUGGAGAGAGAGAGAGAGAGAGAGAGAGACAAAGAUGAGGACUGAGUAAGGGAGGGAGAGAGGGCAAAACGCACAGGAGAGAGGAGAAGAGGGAGAGAGGUGCAGUGAGAAAGCAGUGUGUGGAGAGCGCGGCGGCAGCACUGAGUGUGGCGGCGGCGGCGGCGGACAUGGAUGUGCAGAACGAGAGCAGCGAGGCCCCCCCCUGCGAGCCUGCGGCUCCUGGGCGCAUCAAUAGGGCUGCCUUCAAGCUGUUUGGCCACCGCAGGGCGGGGGCAGCACUGGGUAGGAGCCGGACGCAUGAUGGGCUGGGCGAACGUGAUAAGGAAGAUGGUGGCGAGUCAGAGGGCGGGGCCAGGCGCCAGUCCCGCCCCCAUGCUGCCACCGCAGCGGCCCGCCACGCCGUCACCAAGUCACUCAGCUUCUUCUCGCUGCUGCGCCGGAGUGGGCGGGGGGCUGCCAGCGAACCACGGUCCCCCCGGCAGCGUACGGGCCUGCGGGGGCUGCUGGGGAGCAUGCGCUGGCCCCGGCGGCACAAGGAGGCGCACGGAGCCUCGCGGCGAGAACAUGGGCCCCUGGAGCCAGCCAGGGAUGCCGUGGUGCUGAGCCUGGAGCCCCAGGCGAUGGCGCCGGAUCCUCCCACGGACGCAGCUCAAGACCUGAAUGGCCACCUGCCUGACAGCUUGGGGGCCGAGCCCAGCCCCUCUCCCAUUCGGGCCACACUGGCAGCCCCCACCGUGACGGUGACCCCUCCCGGGCGCAGCGGCGGCACUGGGCAUCCCCCCUCAGAGCAUUCGGUGGACCGCCUGUGCUGUCUGUUCACCGACGUCACAUCCCUAAAGAGCUUCGAUUCGCUGACGGGCUGCGGUGACAUCAUUGCUGACGCUGAGGAUGAGGCGGCAGGUAGCCAGAGCAGCAGCGGCACGGGGAGCAGCAGCGGGGCCGGACCAGGGGGUGAAGCCCCUGCUGAGGAAGGCGCGUCUCCAGCUCGGAGCUGCAUGCCAGCUGUAGUGCCCCCUGUGAUUUCUCCGUCUGUACUCGAGGACCCCCCUACUCCACUGAAGGCGCAGGGUGGCGUGGAGGCCUAUAUGGGAGGCGGUGAGGAGAUGGCCAGCCCCGAGCAGGUCGACGACGCCGACAUGCAAGAUCUCUGGCACAUGCUGCCCCGCCAGGGCGCCCCUCCCCUUCCAGCCUUGCAGUCUGAGAAAAAGCCCCCCCCAGUGAGAGCCCUGGGCCUGAGCAAGAUACCCGUUAGUGGCAGGGUGGGGGCACGGUCACUACGGCAGACCACGCCAGACGAGGGAAGGGGCAAAGAUCUGGCGGCACAAGAAGCCCCGCCCAACAGUGACGAAGGCUACUGGGACUCGCCGACGCCCGGCCCAGACGAGGAUGAGGAGGGCGGUGAGGAAGAGAGUGCCAGUCCCUUGCUGCGGGACAGCUGCAGUGGCGAUGCCCUCUACGAUCUCUAUGUUGACCCCGAGCCGAGCCCAGGCCUGGGAGCUUCUGAUGAGGAGGUAACCAAGCUGACCAAGCCCCCCCAGGUGGGCCCCUCCCCCGAGGCCACCGCCUCCUUCCGCUCACUGAAGGGCAGCACCAGCCUGCCCCGCGACUCCAAGAUCCCCAUCAGCGCUAAGCAGGUGGCGCCAUCUCACUCUGCCAGCCAGGGGGCGCUGCUGCCUGGCCCCCCUGAUGCCCCACAGCCCAAGACUGAAGUGCCCCGUACCAAGAUACCCGUGUCCAAGGUCCCCGUGCGCCGCAUCAGCAAUAAGCCGACAAGCACCGGGCUCCAGGACACUCACAGGAAGUAGAGGGGCUGGAAUUAACUGCAGGAAGCGCAAAGCCUCCGACAAAAACCACCUUUACGUAUGACAAUACGGAUGCCUACUCUGCCUAUUGAGCUUCACGCUCUGGCAGCCUGUUAAGACCACCUUACUGCUGAUUUUUUUAUAUGUCACCUCUGUAGCAUAGAGGCCUGCGGAGUACUGCAGUAAAUCAAACUAAUGCAUAGAGCGAGAUGACCCUGCACCCAUACUAUCAGGAAUACCAGCUGCAACCCUCAAUGUCUUCUCACCAUGCUGCACUGCAACACGAGAAUGAGGGAACAAUGCAACAACGGAGCUCUGGAACACUGGAAUUUUGGAACUACUGAGCACCGAAGCACUGGAAUACUGAAGCUCCAGAAUACUGAAGCACUGGAGCAUUGGAGCACCAGAAUACCGAAGCACUGGAACAUUUGAGUUCCAGAACAUCUGAGCACUGAAAUACUGCAACAUGAGAGCAUGAUCUGUCUGUGCUACUGUAAACACAGCUAUAAUAGGAAAUAUGUCAAGAGAGGAAAUAUGUACAGAGACACUGAUAAGCAGAGGUCACCUACGUGCACAGGAGGACAGUCAGAGGAUUGAGAGCGAGGAGCCAUGGGCAUCUAGAUUUUCGGAUGAAGACAUGGUGCCCCAGCUGACCCCAGAACCAGCCACCUGUUUGAGGAUCAGCAAUGACUAUCCUCCAGGCUCCCCUGCAGUGCUCUCUGUUUAACACGGAGGACCCUUUUGCUGCAGUGUCCAUCAUUUGUGAUUUAUAAAACCGUCACGCCACGUAUGGAUUGUUCUGGGUCCGACUCGCCGUGUCUUCCGGCGUACAUGGAAUUGGGAGCUAUAUGGAGUUUUCAGCACCGGAACCAGAUCAGGGAUCGAUGUCUCUGUUUUGAGAUGUUCUUUGUUUGAUUAAGGCCUUUUUCUACAACACUAUCCUUCCUGAAACAGCCCUUUGGCUCACCAUUUUUGUAUAAGCCGCUCGCCUGCUGUGCUUUUGUGUAGCGGGGGGGGGGCGACGACUCAGGGGCGACAUGGGCACCCUCCACUCACAGCUGAAUGUAGCAGCAUGAAGGGCAGGUCUGGUUUCUUUUCGACUUUGGGCCCCGCAGAGUCACAUGUCCCCCAUGUCCUUCACAGUGUGACGUCACCGGCCCAGUCAGCGAUGUCCUCAGACCUCUACGUCUGUCUGAUGGCCGCUGAUCAAGCUGUUUAAGUUUUGUUUCUCUUCCGUUGCCGCUGUGAACCUGAGUGUCGUCUGCUUUUCUAUUUAAUAAACGGAUUAACAGACUCCUGUGUGCUGCCAUUACUGACACAGAGAGGCCUGUGUGGGGUGAUGCUGCAGCACGUGAGCUGGGCAGGAUUACAUAAUGUCACACUAUCACUCUGUGGGACCAGGUGGGGUGUGUGUGUGUGUGUUGGCCAGCACGGCUGCUCUGUCUGUCAGUUCUGGGCACACUGCUGGUGCUGAAGCUACAUUUGUGUGUGUGUGGGUGGGUGUAUUUGGGCAUUAGCGUUUGCCUGUGUGGGUGAGCAUCACUUUAGUGGUUCUUCCUGAGUGCACCCUCCAUAUUGCUUUGUUUUUGCUGUAUUUAGGCAGAGCCAGUUUACAAUAAGCUGGUUCAACAUACUUAUUUUCAAUGUGACGGUGAGCCGGGAGGGAGGUCAUAUAUAGUUAGUGAGAAGGAGAGCCCAGGUGCAUUGUGGGAUGCUGUCAUGUGUAAGAAAUCAGAUGGAUGGUGUGUCUGGGGUGUGGGGAAA